UUUCUCCUGCCGAUUCGCCCGCCGCCUGGCCCGACCAUCGCCGAUCUCAAUCCCGCGGGCACCAUCGCCGGCGGCCUGCUGCUUCCGCCGUGUCCUCACCGGUCCGCCGCUGGGCGAGUGAGCAGGAUCCUGAAUCCGAGAACGGGGAGCUGAUUGGGGAUUAUGGCUCAGAUACCCAAUCUCGACAACGCCCCUCUCAAUCUAGCCGCCCUCAGGGAGCAGUCGCAGAAGGACCUGCUAAACAUCCUCAAGAGUAUUAGGGGGAAGAAGUGUGUGGUUAUCGAUCCCAAGCUCGCGGGUACCCUGUCUCUGAUCCUGCAGACCUCGCUGCUAAAGGAAUAUGGUGCGGAAUUGCGACUUCUCUCUGCGGAACCCCUCCAAACAGAGUGCCCUAAAAUCCUGUACCUCGUACGCUCUCAAUUGAGUUUCAUGAAGUUAAUUGCAAAUCAAAUUAAGAACGAUGAACCUAAAGGACACCAGAGGGAAUUCUUUCUCUACUUGGUGCCACGACGUACAGUUGCCUGUGAGAAGAUUCUUGAGGAGGAGAAAGUUCAUCAGAGGUUGACAGUCGGAGAGUACCCCUUAUAUCUUGUUCCAUUGGAUGAGGAUGUGAUUUCUUUUGAACUUGACCAUUCGCUGCAGGAAUGCCUUAUUGAAGGUGAUACCAGUUCUGUUUGGCAUGUUGCGAAAGCUAUCCACAAGUUAGAGUUUGCCUUUGGAGUGAUCCCCAAUGUUCGGGCCAAGGGUGUUGCAUCAACCAAAGCUGCAGAGUUGCUGAAUAGUAUGCAACAGGAAGAUCCUGUCAACAUGGAUGAUAUGGGGACUCCAGAGAUAAACACUGUUAUUUUGUUAGAUAGAGAGGUGGAUUUAGUGACACCAAUGUGCUCUCAGUUAACAUAUGAAGGUUUAUUGGAUGAGAUGUUGCAAAUAAACAAUGGAUCUGUGGAGGUUGAUGCCAGUAUUAUGGGAGCCCAACAAGAUGGAAAAAAGGUUAAAGUUCCACUGAAUUCAAGUGAUAAAUUGUACAAGGAGAUUCGAGAUCUCAAUUUUGAAGUUGUUGUUCAGGUCUUGCGUCAAAAGGCAACAUCUAUUCAGCAAGAUUAUGCAGAAGUAAAAUCCACCAAUACUCAAUCGGUUUCGGAGCUGAAAGACUUUGUGAAGAGGUUGCACUCACUGCCAGAGAUAGCUAGGCAUGUCCAUUUGGCACAACACUUGCAAUCAUUUACAGGAAAACCUUCAUUUCAUGCCCGAUUAGACAUUGAACAAACAAUACUGGAGGUGCAAAACUUUGAAAUAUGUUUUGAAUACAUUGAAGAGAUGAUACAUAAGCAGGAAUCUAUUGAAAAUGUGCUUCGGCUUCUAGUAUUACUUUCACUUACAAAUGCUGGGCUGCCAAAGAAGAAUUUUGAUUACUUGAGGCGGGAAAUUCUGCAUAGUUAUGGCUUUGAGCACAUGCCAUUGUUAUACAAUCUGGAAAAAGCUGGCAUAUUUAAGCGGCAGGAAUCAAGAAGCAAUUGGAUUGGUAUUACAAGAGCUCUGCAGCUUAUAGUUGACGUAAAUGAUACUGCAAACCCUAGUGAUAUAUCAUACAUAUUUUCUGGAUAUGCUCCCCUCAGUAUUCGCCUUGUUCAACAUGCUGUGAGAUCUGGAUGGCGAUCUAUUGAAGAGCUGUUGAAACUAUUGCCAGGUCCUCAUCUGGAAUUGAAAAGAGGUAGUUCGGCCAUGAAUUCUUUGGAAGUGCAGCAGGGUUUGGGGCUUCAACAGAGUAUUGACAGGGUUGGACAUCGCUCCUUGGUUUUGGUUGUCUUUAUUGGUGGGGUAACAUUUGCAGAGAUUGCUGCGCUUCGAUUCCUUAGCGCCCAGGAGGGAAUGGGCUACGACUUCCUUGUUGCAACCACAAAGGUUGUCAAUGGAAACACAAUCCUCAGACCAAUUAUAGCCAACAGCAAAGAGUUGAUGAUAUAAUAUUUUGCUGCACGUCGUUUUGUUUUCUGAUAGUGUAUAGUACACAAUACCCGAGCUCAACUAGGUUAUCGUUGUUGGAAGGCUCCCAUCCGUUGUAUUUCUCAGACUAACCAUGUAUUUAUUUUCUCAAAUGGUGUUUAUUAACAUCUGUACACAUUGUUGAGUUUGAUAGGUUGAAAACCCACAUUGCAUGUUCUCAUUUUUCCUUUUCUAACAUGAUGGGUCCACACAACUAUUU
Messenger RNA from Oryza brachyantha (malo sina), 2203 nucleotides. RefSeq names its product vacuolar protein-sorting-associated protein 33 homolog. Gene Ontology annotation, cellular component: vacuole; CORVET complex. The record is from RefSeq and is a predicted model, not a curated record. Bases 163 to 1965 code for a protein of 600 amino acids. The transcript is spliced from 23 exons. Gene Ontology annotation, biological process: vesicle-mediated transport; intracellular protein transport. Lineage: Eukaryota; Viridiplantae; Streptophyta; Magnoliopsida; Poales; Poaceae.